CAUCCCUGUGUUUUAGUAGAAAGAGUUCUUAAUGUGAAUGUUUCUUUUAUAAAUAAAGCAGUAGCCAUUUUAAGAGUAAAAUGUUCUAUGAACACAUUAUAUUGGCCAAGAAAGGUCCUCUGGCCAAGAUUUGGUUAGCAGCUCAUUGGGACAAAAAAAUUACAAAAGCCCAUGUGUUUGAAACUAACAUAGAAAAAUCUGUAGAAGGCAUUUUACAGCCAAAAGUAAAAUUGGCGUUAAGGACAUCAGGGCAUUUGUUGCUGGGUGUUGUGCGCAUUUAUUCAAGAAAAGCAAAAUACUUGUUGGCUGAUUGCAAUGAAGCAUUUGUUAAAAUUAAGAUGGCAUUUAGACCUGGUAUGGUUGACUUACCAGAAGGCCACAGAGAAGCGAAUGUUAACGCCAUAACUUUGCCUGAAGUGUUUCACGAUUUUGAUACUGCCUUGCCCGAGUUGAAUGACAUAGACAUUGAAGCUCAAUUCUCCAUAAAUCAGUCUAGAGCUGACGAGAUUACAAUGAGGGAGGAUUACGGCAGCCUGUCAAUCUCACUGCACGACGAUGGAUUUGGUGAUAUAGGAUUCGAAGCUGAAACGCCUGAAAUUAUGCGAGGAUCAUUGUCUACAAAUAUUAAUGAUAAGCUUUUCGAUAGUGAUGUCUUAGCCGAUAUAGAGUCAGAUGAUCCUAAUGCAAGAGGAGCCCAUGCAGAAAUAUCCGGAGAUCGACUUGAUGGCGAUGGCUUUGGGGACUCGUUUGGCCAACCAGAACUGUUUGAAGAUGACCUAUUUGGAGAGCCUACACAACCAGCCGAGCAAACCAAACCUGAAGCCACUGCCGUAAACAUGGCCGAUGAUUCAGAUGAUGAUGGAAUUGAUAACUUCAACAAUCUUCCUUCUCCGAGCUCAGUUGCUGACGACAAUGGCGAUAAUCACGUAAAUGAAGAAGCCAACGUGUCUGACAGUGCGGCAUUAAAUGACUUGACUCUUGUUCCAAAUGAGGAUGAAGGCUUUGCAUUGGCACCCAUUGAUGCAACAGUUUAUAAGGGCGUAACAAAGGCCAAGCGCAAGAGAAAACUUAUUAUAGACGAAAUAAAAAAUAUUUCAGGAGAAGAGAUGAAGGCUCAAUUAGCCGAUACAUCUGAUAUAUUGACCACCCUCGAUCUUGCUCCGCCAACAAAAAGACUUAUGUAUUGGAAAGAAACUGGUGGUGUUGAGAAGCUGUUUUCGUUGUCAUCAAGAUCUAUACCUGCCCGUGCUCUGUUGAAUAAUUAUAACCGGCAAUUAUUGUCACAUUCAACGUCACUAGAAGACUUCACAAGUGUAGCGCCUAUGGACAUCCUUGCGUUGGAGUUCUAUGCGAAUGAAAACGAUACAUCGCUGAUUAUUAUAAAUAAAAAAGGGCGAAAGAGAAAGAAUGAGUUUUCUUCACUUCAAUCAUCUGACCAUAUUGCAGAUACACUUACCCAAAGCUUAGAAGCUCCCGAAGCUAUGAGAGACCACCAAAAACUAUUGGGAAUAUCUGCUGUGUCGCUAGACAUAGCCACAAAAGAGCAAGAAAGCCAUGCAGGUCAAAGUGAAUCAGCCCUGUUUGAUAAUAUGAGAAGUCCAGCAUUGUUAUCUCUGAACGACAUGGAACCAUUCUCAUCAAUAAACGAGUUGCCAUUAACCCCAAGAAACACAAGCCAUGACAUGGGGGAUGACUUCAACCACGGGGACUCUACCCCAGCUGGCUUGGAUCAUGGAGACAUGACUCCACAGCACCCUAGUAUGGAGGAAAUUGACAAUAUACCGAAUCUUCCAACCGAUAAAAUAAGCUCGCUAAUAAAUGAAGCAGAAACAGGACCCAUUACUGAUGAAACCUGCUUUCAAAAGCCAAGCGAUAUCUCAUCAGAUUGGAACAACUACGAUUUUCCGCCUUCUGUGGAUCAGAACCAUGGUGAAGAACAAAUGGAAAAUGAAACAGAUGAACAAUUUGAGGAACGUGUAUUAAAUAAAAGAGCAGCCCAACUUUUUAUUGACGUUAGAUCGCAGUUCAAUAAUAAAGAUAAUUUGGCGCUUUCUCAUCUAACUGUAGGGAACUCAAGAAAGCAGGCAGCUCAAAAGUUUUAUUCUCUGCUUGUAUUGAAGAAAUUUAGGGUUCUACAUAUUACCCAAUCCGCUCCUUAUGCAGAUAUCGCCAUUACACGAGGACCAACAUUCGAAAAUCCAAAAAUGUAAUAGAAUUAAUGUAAGAAUAAAAAUAGUAUAAGUAUAUUUGUUACCUUAUUUCUUGGUUCCACAUAUAUUUUAAUCACCUAUAAUUUAUUUUUAAUAGUAAAUAAAUCUGAAUUAAUAAACUC
Drosophila subobscura is the source of this 2332-nucleotide messenger RNA. RefSeq names its product double-strand-break repair protein rad21-like protein 1 (gene vtd). The record is from RefSeq and is a predicted model, not a curated record. The transcript has 8 exons. Gene Ontology annotation, molecular function: chromatin binding; protein binding. Gene Ontology annotation, cellular component: synaptonemal complex; cohesin complex. NCBI's taxonomy places the organism in Eukaryota, Metazoa, Arthropoda, Insecta, Diptera, Drosophilidae. Gene Ontology annotation, biological process: replication-born double-strand break repair via sister chromatid exchange; synaptonemal complex assembly; mitotic sister chromatid cohesion. Bases 81 to 2210 code for a protein of 709 amino acids.